UUAGCGGCUGUCAGCGCGCGCGGCCCGGGCACGCUCGCCAACUUUUUCCAAGCAAAGCUCCGAGCGACUCGGCUCACGCUAGGCUCACGCGUUCUGUCCUCCUGGCGGAUGUCAGCGAGAAAGGGCAACGAGGGGAGGUGAGGAGCAAGUUUCCCUGUGAGAGCGCUCUUGCUAUUUGUCACUCUUGAGCAUCCUCGGGGCGUGGAGGCGGCCUGAACCUGUCCGCCAAGACAAAGUGAAUGUACAGCAUCAUGAUGGAGACGGACUUGUACUCCCCCGCCGUGCAGCAGACCAACCCGUCCAACCCUGGGGUGGUCGUCGGUGGCGGAGGCGGCAAAGUCCCCCAAGAGAGAAUCAAGAGACCCAUGAACGCCUUCAUGGUGUGGUCUCGCGGGCAGCGACGAAAGAUGGCCCAGGAGAACCCCAAGAUGCACAACUCGGAGAUCAGCAAGCGACUGGGGGCCGAGUGGAAGGUGAUGACCGAGGCCGAGAAGAGGCCCUUCAUCGACGAGGCCAAACGGCUGCGGGCCAUGCACAUGAAGGAACACCCGGACUACAAGUACCGGCCACGGAGGAAGACCAAGACGUUGCUCAAGAAGGACAAGUACUCGCUCGCCGGUGGGCUGCUAGGCAACGCGGCGGUGGGGAUGGGAGGCAGCCAGCGGCUGGAGAGCCCCGGCGGGGGGCAUCUGGGCUCCAACGCGGGCGUAUACACGGCGCACGUCAACGGGUGGCCGAACGGUGCUUACUCGGGACAGGUGGCCGCUGCGGCGGCGGCCGCCCACGCCAUGAUGCAGGAGGCGCAGCUGGCUUACACGCAACACCCGGCCGGCGCUCACCCGCACCCGCACAACCCGCAGCCCGUGCACAGGUACGACAUGAGCGCCUUAUCUUACAGCCCCAUCUCGAACUCCCAGAGUUACAUGAGCGCCUCUCCGCCGGGCUACGGGGGCAUCACCGGCUACACGCACCAGCAUCACGGCGCCGGAUUGUCUCCCGUGUCGGGGGCGAUCGGGGCUUCCCUGGUGAAAUCGGAGCCGAGCGCGAGCCCUCCGUUGUCCGCGGCGCGACAACCGUGCCCCUCCGGGGACCUGCGGGACAUGAUCAGCAUGUACUUGCCCACCGGGGAAGCGGCGGCGGGUGACUCGUCCGUGCCGGGGCGCCUGCAUAUGCUCCACGCGCAGCACUACCAGGGGAGCGGCGGCCACGUGAACGGGACGGUUCCUCUGACGCACAUUUAAAUGUUUUACAAGUACUAAACCGCAACCAAAAAUCCAAAGCAGAGGUGGGCCGCUGCUUCUCAAGUGUAAAUUGGCGCUAGAGCCAAAAAAGACAAAACAAUUGCAAUCA
Messenger RNA from Corythoichthys intestinalis (scribbled pipefish), 1350 nucleotides. RefSeq names its product transcription factor Sox-1a-like. NCBI's taxonomy places the organism in Eukaryota, Metazoa, Chordata, Actinopteri, Syngnathiformes, Syngnathidae. Gene Ontology annotation, molecular function: DNA-binding transcription factor activity, RNA polymerase II-specific; RNA polymerase II cis-regulatory region sequence-specific DNA binding. The record is from RefSeq and is a predicted model, not a curated record. Gene Ontology annotation, biological process: regulation of DNA-templated transcription; anatomical structure morphogenesis; cell differentiation. The transcript has a single exon. The coding region runs from base 240 to 1241 and encodes 333 amino acids.